Cercopithifilaria johnstoni is the source of this 1239-nucleotide messenger RNA. The record is from the annotation of a GenBank genome assembly. Lineage: Eukaryota; Metazoa; Nematoda; Chromadorea; Rhabditida; Onchocercidae.
AUGGCUAGUCCGCGAACGCGACGUAUCAUUCAAGACAUUCGAGCUGUUCCGGGAAAUAACAUCUGCUUUGAAUGUGGCGUUAGUAAUCCUCAAUGGGCCAGUGUGACGUAUGGAAUUUGGCUUUGUCUGGAUUGUUCUGGUUUGCAUCGUGGUUUAGGUGUACACGUCAGUUUUGUACGAUCUACGACAAUGGAUAAAUGGAAAGAUAGUGAGCUGAGUAAGAUGAAAGUUGGAGGCAACGCAAAAGCAUUAGAAUUUUUAAAAAGUCAAUCAGAUUACCGAUCAAACUGGUCACUUCAGGAAAGAUAUAAUUCGAGAGCUGCUGCUCUUUUAAGAGAUAAGGUGUUAACAGAAUCAGAACACCGCGAAUGGUCAGUCGAAACGUCGCCAGCAAGAAAUUAUAUUCCAAAUACUUCAUCACUACAUUCACAGAUCAAUGGAAACAGCAAUUCGAAAAAUUUAACUUCUUAUUAUGGAGGCAACACGAUUCAGAUUGGAAACGAUUCAUAUCAUUCUGAUUAUGAUAAUUUUGGAAGUCGCUAUCAAGGUUUCGGCAAUGUUCAGAUGAACAAUGGUGAUCCACCCAAUGAAUUGCUGUCCGGUGCUUUAUCAUCUCUUUCUAUGGGUUGGAAUAUGUUAAGUAAGGGAGCAACAACGGCUGCUUUGUAUGCCAAAGAUAUUAGUUCACAAGCAACAGCAAAAGCUACCGAAUUGAGUGGAAGCGUCCGAGAGGGAACAUUGUUGAAUAAACCAGCUUUGGGAAGUUUAGCACAGAAAGCUACCGAAAUAGGGUCAAAAUCAUGGACGGGAAUAUCAAAUUUUAUCAGAAGUCCAUCUCUGCAAGGUUUUGUUGUGCUGGGAAAAAGUGAAUACCAAGACUUAGCUACACCAGACAACCAAGACAGUCGACUGUUUGAGCAACACGCAAGCAAUUACCAGACAUGCAGAAAUAAUUCAGUUGAAUGUAAUCCUCCAAAAUCUUCAAUCAUAUCUGAUUUCGAUCACGACAGUUCGAUUCAGCUAAGCUCGGCAGCAAAUCCAAAGCAAUUUAUCAGUAAGACAUCAGCAAGGACAAAAAGAGAGCAAACGCCUCCAUUAAUCGAUUUUUCUUUGUACGACGAUAAAACUAUUCGCGUACAAGAAAGCCCAACUACAAUAACCAAAACUACGAUAAACAGAAAGAAGGCAGCAUCCAACAAGGAUUGGGACGAUGAUGCAUGGGAAUUGUUGAAUCAAUAA